UAGAUUUCUAUUCAAAGCCCGCUGGGAGGCGAGUACGGACUUUCUAGAUGAGUGACAGUUGAUUAACAAAAGAAACAUUUCAUUCAGUGCAGGCCUGCUGUGAAGGGGAGAGUGAGGAGAUUUGUAUUUAUCUGACGGGGCUAGUCGCUAGAUGUCGCUGGUGACAAAGACCUUCUGUGUGUACUUGACGGAGAGCAUGGACGAUGUCUGACUGAGGUAGACAUCUUUUCUGUGGAACUGCUAACGACGAGAGAACAAGGGAGAUAAUUAAUGUGUGUCAUGACUGAUCGUCCAAUAGAGAACAAAAAGGAAUAAUUUUCGUGAGUGUGACCACCAUCCUUCAUGGCAUUCUCUGAGGUAAAGGACAGGUAAAGGUAACAUGUUGAAGACUGUCAUUCGUCGUGUUGUGAACACAACUGCUGCCCGUCACCUGCCAUGUCUACAGCUGACGUCACUGUCAUCUCGGCAGGUAGGAAACAGGCCGUCAGAUGGCGUGGCGACAUCAACAGUACAAAGACAGAUGUCAGAGAAAGCCGCAGACAUCAAGAUUCCUCCCUUUCAAUACUUCUGGCAGCCAGGGUCUGGUUACUAUGCGGACAGUCUCGGAAAGCUGUCAAAACCAAUCACUGACAUCUGUGAAGAUUUUGUUUUAUCUCUUAUAGAUUCUGUGCCCGUGCCUUCACCAAAAGGCGUGUUCACCAUUGGAGACUAUGGAACAUGCGAUGGGUCAGUGUCUCUACGACUGAUACACAAGAUCAUUGACCACUUGCGAAACAAACAUGGACCCGACCUGAAGAUUCAGGUGUUGUACGAAGACCAUCCAUCCAACGACUACAACAGCCUCUUUAAAACAAUUUACGGUGAAACAUCAUACAUGACCAAGUUCAGCAAUGUGUUCCCCAUGGUCUGUGGCACUAACUUCUACAAGCAGUGUGUACCUGACCACACCUGUGAUGUCAUCAUCUCCUUCAUGGCCGCGCAGAUUUUGAGUAACGAGAGUCACGUGAGAUGCUCCAAUACAAUUUUUCCCUGGCGGUCGACAUCGGAAGAAGAGCUGCGCGCUUACCACGAGGCUGCAGCACGUGACUGGCAGACGUUCCUCCUCCACAGAGCAGCAGAACUCAAACAGGGCGGACUUCUUUUCGUUACGCUGCCAACUACAAACCUGUGGAACAACACCGCGAACAUUUCAAUGGCGGACAAUGUCAGCCUCACUCUAGAAUAUCUGAAGGAUGUUUGGACUAAUUUUGAUUUGGCAUGGAACGAACUGCACGUAGAUGGCAUAAUAACAACAGAGGAGUUCCAGUCAUGCACUGUCCCCAUAGCACCGAGGUCUUUACAGGAACUAACGGCUCCUUUCGAGGAUGGAGCCAUGUCUCCAGUCCGACAGGCUGGUCUCAACUUGUUAAAGGGUCCAGAAGACUUUUGUACUCCUUGUGUUGUGAAGACAUCGUGGCGAGAAAAACUACAGACAGAUGGGGUAGACGACAGAAGGCUGUUCGCACUACUUUUCGUAAAAGCAAUGCGAUUGGCCAUAGACCCGACUCUGAGAAACACCUUGAAGAAAACACGCACUGCUGAAGAAGAAUCGUGUAUAUCCGAGAAAUUCUACGAAUGUUUUGUUAAACAUGUGGUUUCGUCUGACCCAGAGACUUUCCAAAGCGAACCCUAUCUGAGGCGGCUUGGCAUACAGAAAUUAAAAUGAGCAAAGGUUAAUUGUAGAACACAUCAGACCAGAGGCAAAUUGUCAUCACCAUUGCUCAUAGAAACAUUUUCCAGUUAUUUAAAUAAUCAGUCACCACUCCACACUGAGUCAAGAUGUUAAAACCAAGUCACUGUAAAUAAAGUCAUGAGUUCAUCUUUAUUUCUUAACCAUGAUAUUUAAAGCUUCUAGUUAUUUACCCGAUCAGAGAUCUGCACUGCAACAUUUCA
Messenger RNA from Pomacea canaliculata, 1932 nucleotides. Its product is annotated as gibberellic acid methyltransferase 2-like. Gene Ontology annotation, biological process: methylation. Gene Ontology annotation, molecular function: S-adenosylmethionine-dependent methyltransferase activity. Lineage: Eukaryota; Metazoa; Mollusca; Gastropoda; Architaenioglossa; Ampullariidae. The coding region runs from base 380 to 1705 and encodes 441 amino acids. The transcript has 9 exons. The record is from RefSeq and is a predicted model, not a curated record.